UAUCCCGGUCACGUGAUCCGACACCAAGCAGCUGUGCAGAUUGGAGCGGUCAGACAACAGGAGUCGCAGACGCAGAACGCGUACGGUCUCGCACCCACCACCUCUAAAAAAACAACAACACCUGUAUACCGGUGAAACCGUGUCCACGGGACGACAUGAGGGUUCGAGCGUCCUUAACGCUACUUUUUUGGGCGGUGUCGACUCUGGCUGUCGAGGUGCCUACAGACGAUUCGAUGGGACUGCUGGCUGAGCCCCAGGUGGCCAUGUUCUGCGGGAAACUCAACAUGCACGUCAACGUGCAGAGCGGCAAGUGGGAAACAGACCCCUCAGGCACCAAGAGCUGCGCCGAUACAAAGGAGGGCAUCCUGCAAUACUGUCAGGAGGUUUAUCCCGAGCUCCAGAUUACCAAUGUGGUGGAGGCCAACCAGCCCGUCAGCAUCCAAAACUGGUGCAAGAAGGGCCGCAAGCCGUGUCGCAGUCACGUGCACAUUGUGGUGCCCUACCGCUGUUUGGUGGGAGAAUUUGUGAGCGAUGCCUUGCUGGUUCCUGACAAGUGCAAGUUCUUGCAUCAGGAGCGCAUGUACCAGUGCGAGAACCACCUGCACUGGCAUACCGUGGCCAAAGAAUCCUGCACGGACCGCACCAUGAACCUGCACGACUACGGAAUGCUCCUCCCGUGUGGCAUUGACCGUUUCCGAGGGGUGGAGUUUGUGUGCUGUCCGACGGAGGCUGAGCGCGACGCUGAGAGCGCCGAGCGGGACGCCGACGAUUCUGACGUCUGGUGGGGCGGAGCAGAGACAGAUUAUUCCGAUAACAGUAUGGUACGAGAGCCAGAGCCAACGGAGCAGCAAGAGGAAACCAAGCAAUCUGUGGCGCAGGAGGAAGAGGACAAGGAAGAAGAUGUGCUGGACAACGACAGAGAUGGCGACGGAGAUGAGGACGAGGAGGAUGAAGAGGCGGAGGAUGAAGAAGACAUGGCCGACGCGCUCGAAGACGACGACGACGACGAGCCGGCCGCCAAUGUUGCCAUGACGACCACCACUACCACCACCACCGAGUCAGUGGAGGAGGUCGUGAGGGAUGUGUGCCAGUCCAGCGCAGAGACCGGUCCGUGCCGGGCCAUGCUGCCCCGCUGGUACUUUGACCGGCGGCACGGCCGCUGCGCUCAGUUUAUCUACGGCGGCUGUGGAGGCAACAGGAAUAACUUUGCAUCCGAGGAAUACUGCCUGUCGGUCUGCAGGAGCGUCAUCCCCACAGCCACACCUGGCUCCCCUGACGCCGUGGACCACUACCUGGAGACACCCGCUGAUGAAAAUGAGCACACCCAUUUCCAGAAAGCUAAAGACGGCCUGGAGGCCAAACACCGAGAAAGGAUGUCCCAGGUGAUGAGAGAGUGGGAAGAGGCUGAGAGGGAUGCAAAGAAUCUUCCACGCGCAGACAAAAAGGCAGUUAUCCAGCGUUUCCAAGAGAAGGUGGAGACACUGGAGCAGGAAGCAGCCAGUGAACGUCAGCAGUUAGUGGAGACCCACAUGGCCCGAGUGGAAGCUCUUCACAACGACCGCCGGCGUCUGGCUCUGGAAAGCUACCUGACCGCCCUGCAGCAGGACCCACCCAGGCCUCGUCACGUCUUCAGCCUGCUGAAGAAGUACGUGCGCGCCGAGCAGAAGGACAGACAGCACACCCUCAAACACUUUGAACACGUCCGUAUGGUGGACCCCAAGAAGGCGGCGCAAAUCAGGCCUCAGGUGCUGACACAUCUUCGUGUCAUUGAGGAACGCAUGAACCAAUCGUUGGGACUUCUCUACAAGGCACCUGGUGUGGCUGAUGAUAUCCAGGAUCAAGUUGAGCUUCUUCAGAGGGAACAAGCAGAGAUGGCCCAGCAGCUGGCCAACCUGCAGACAGACGUGAGGGUGAGCUACGGUAACGACGCACUGAUGCCCGACCAGGAGCUGGGAGACGGACAGACGGAGCUGCUGACUCAGGAGGACACGCUGGGCUUGGGAGGAAUCGGCUUUAUUCAUCCCGAGAGCUUUAACCAACCAAACACUGACAACCAAGUUGAGCCUGUGGACUCCCGCCCCAGUCUUGAUAGAGGCGUCCCCACACGGCCAGUAACCGGAAUGAAGAUGGAAGCUAUUCCUGAACUCCGAAUGGAAAAGGGCGACCGACAGAGUACGGAGUAUGAAGUUCACCACCAGAAGCUGGUGUUCUUUGCCGAGGACGUCGGCUCCAACAAGGGCGCCAUAAUCGGCCUGAUGGUCGGCGGCGUUGUCAUAGCGACAGUGAUCGUCAUCACCUUGGUGAUGCUGAGGAAGAAGCAGUACACUUCUAUCCACCACGGAGUCAUCGAGGUGGAUGCCGCCGUCACCCCCGAGGAGCGCCACCUGUCGAAAAUGCAGCAGAAUGGCUACGAGAACCCCACCUAUAAGUUCUUUGAACAGAUGCAGAACUGAAGGGAAUGUCACGCUCGUUCACACAUUUCAUUCCACACCUUAAGCUCCUUCCCUUUUCCCAUAUUCGAGUGAUGUCAGCAGUACGGCAUGGAAUGAACUGGUUUCUUCCAUUACCGCCUGGGACCUAGUACGCUAUUUUGUACUAGGUUUAUUCACUUUAUUUUUAUUUCGAGAGCUUUUAUCCCACUCCCUAAACGCACUGUAAACUCGUUUGAUGCUGCCUGUCCUCCCAGUUCAAAUGGAUUGGACAUCUGUCGCCGUCAAUGGCAGCCAGCGAGUUGAGAGACUUGUUCUGUCUAAAGCUAUCUGUCGGCCAUUUCGAGUCGGUUUCAUUUGAUAAAAUGAUAGUCAAUGGAGCGUGUCUUUCAAACUAGCUAUAAAAUGAAACAUUUUAAAUCAAUUCAUGUUUAUUUUAUUUUGCAUGCAACGUAAACGGUAGCCACAUUAAUAUAGUCUGUUAUAAACUAAACUGUCUGAAGAUCUGAUUAAAUUUGGUUAAGAGCAUUUUAGUGCAGAAAAUCUCUUACCUUUGGGUCACCGCUAAGGAGUCAGCCUGGCAAGUCCACUGACGCAAGCUGGCCUCCGGUCACUAACGAUGCAGACUCUCAACUAUUCAUAUCAAAUCAAACAGGUGGAAAUGUAACGUUCAGGGGUUGUAAUGAGCGCUGUGAGCCAAACUGGACGGCGGUGAUAGCUUGUCGGCCAUUUUGUGUCAGUGCAAGUACGGUAAACAUACUAUUACAGUCAAGGAGCGUGGGCUUUGAAAUGGCUAGAAAUUGUUCAAAUUUUCAAGAUCCUACGUUGCCUAUAUAUUUUGUCCAAUUCACAUAAUCUUCACAUUAAAAACAAACACAAACAUCAUUAUUUUUUUAGAAAAAUAAAACCUUAAAUUGCCCAAAAGACAACAGAAAGUGUUCUGAAAUUAACAGAGUGACCCAGGAAUACCUUAAAAUAAAUAGGAAGUGACCAUUAAAUGGUGCAAAAUAUACAAGUAGUGACCCAAAAUCAACAGGAAGUUAUUCAGAAAAGUGGGUGACCUAGGAAUGCCCGGAAGUGAUUUGUAAAUGCCCCAAAAUGAAUAGGAAGAGACCCAGAAUCAACAGGAAAUAAUCCAAAACAGAAAAAAAUCCCAGAAUCAACAAUAAAUGACCCAAGAAUUCCCCAAAAUCCCCAUGGAUUGAUCCUUUUUUUUUUUUUUUUUAAAGGCACAGAAUUAACAAGAAGUGACCCGUAAAUUCUCCUAAAUUCACAGGAAGUGACCCUAAAUCAACGGGAAAUGACCCAAAAAAUUUUUAAAAAAUCAACAGGCAGUACCUGUAAAUGCUGCAAAAUAUAAAUGAAGUAACCCAAAAUCAACAGGAAGUGAUUCAGAAUGAAUAGAAAGUAAUUUAGGAAUGCCUCAAUAUAAAUAGGAAGUGGCCCGAGAAUUCUCCAAAUUAACAGGAAAUGAUACAAAACAAAAAAAUCGCAGGAAGUGGCCAAAAUCAACAGGAAAAAACCCAGAAAUGCCCAAAACUGAACAGGCAGACGUGACCAGGGAAUUGCCCCCCCCCCCCCCCCCCCACACACACACACACAAAUGAACCCAAAUCCACAGGAAGUUACCUCUAUAAGCCCCAAAAUCAACAGGAAGGGACUCGAGAAUUCUCCAAAAUAACUGGAAAUCAUCCAAAAUCAACAGAAAAUGAUCUGUAAAUGCCCCCAAAUCACCAACCAGACCAAGCAUCUUCCGAAUUUGCAUUUUCUAGUUAAUUUAAAAGCAGUUAAAACCACUCCUUGUGUUUCCAAAAUAAAACCUAGUCCAUUUCCUGCAAUACUGCUGGCACUCUACUCUCUACACUGGAGAAUAAUUCCCAUAAUUAUCACCCCUACUCCUCUCCUGCCCUUCCUCUAUCCUCUUUUUGUGCAUUCUUAUGACAGCUGGACUGUGUUAGGUCACACAAGGCUCUUAAGGUUAAAUAUAGGGAGAUGAUAAUGAACAGGUUGAUGCUAGUAAUCAUGUAUUCUGAAUGAGCUGUUUUGAAUUUGGGUUUUCCUCAAUGGGUUCCAUUUUGUUUUUCAAAAAAGACUGAAAACUUGAGUAAAAAAAAAAAAGCUGUAAAGUCAUUUUUUUAAACUUGUGUGUGAUGUACUGAAGUAAUGCUGUAGUCGUUCCUAUGUAGUGCAUGACAAAAAAAAAGACAAGAUUUUGAAAAAAAAAAAAAAACACUGCUCUUGAACGUCUCACUUAUCGGUUAUGCUAGCAAGAUAGUACGUUUCGUAUCUUCUCGUGAUCGCGUGACUUCAAACCAUGAUGAAAAAAUAUAUAUAAAUGUAGAUGAACAGGCUGUGCUUUGGUAUUUAAUACACACUUGCGAAUUUUGAGGUUUUUUUUUUGUUCAUUUCAUUUGUUAAAUGUUUUUUUCCCUGAUGUUGGAAGAGGAGCUGCCUUCAUUUUUACAUUAUUUUCAUUUCAUGAGUCCCAGCCCGUAUUUGUUCCUGUUUUUUCUUUAAGUCACUGGCUGCCAUUGACGGCGAUAGACGUCCAGUCAGUUUAAAGUGGAAGGGAAUGUUCAUUCUCUGCCUUUUCUCCCACUUCCAACGAAUUGGACGUCUACUAGUGAUAAAGUCAUUUCAAUUUACAGCAGAAGCAUGAAAAUGUCUACCAAGAUGGCCUCAGGGCGGCCAUGUUGGUAGAAAGCAGGUUACAAAAGCAUAUCCUCCGAGUCGGGUUCAUGUUGAAUUUUUCUUCGAUAUCGGAUUGGUUGGCAUGCUUUCAUGCUAGUGCUCACAAGAAGCACGACAGACUGAAAUGGAAACAAAAGUUUUUCCUUUGUUGAUUGCAUUGUUUUUGUUAGCUAUGUAACAUUCUGCAGGCCGUUUGCAUUGAAUGGGGAAACGCUUUCUACACUCUGUUCCAUAAUAAAGUUUUGAAUGUACCAACAAA
Molecule: messenger RNA, 5379 nt
Organism: Corythoichthys intestinalis (scribbled pipefish)
Lineage: Eukaryota; Metazoa; Chordata; Actinopteri; Syngnathiformes; Syngnathidae
Gene: appa
Product: amyloid beta (A4) precursor protein a
Exons: 17
Coding region: 156-2453 (765 amino acids)
Biological process (GO): central nervous system development; axonogenesis
Cellular component (GO): plasma membrane; membrane raft; early endosome
Molecular function (GO): signaling receptor activator activity; signaling receptor binding; heparin binding
Source: RefSeq, a predicted model, not a curated record